Molecule: messenger RNA, 2133 nt
Organism: Styela clava
Lineage: Eukaryota; Metazoa; Chordata; Ascidiacea; Stolidobranchia; Styelidae
Source: RefSeq, a predicted model, not a curated record
AAAGGUAUAAUUAUCGGACGAGUUCCAAUCAUGGGAGACGCGAAUACUAGUGCCUAUGAAACGACGACGUGCAAUGGGGGUGUGAAAAGCAGUCGGUCGGACAGUUUGGAAAAGAUUGACCCAUUCGCAGUCGAGCAGGAAGGUCUUCUAACUGAAGAGGAUAAAAGUGACAGCUCAUCCGAUAGCUCCGACUCCGAUGGACAAAUAAAAGAACGUCCGGCCUGGGAUAAUAAAUUCCAAUACAUUAUGGCCGCACUCGGGUUCGCUGUUGGUCUCGGAAAUAUUUGGAGGUUUCCUUACUUGUGUCAAAAGAAUGGAGGAGGUGCUUUCCUAAUCCCAUAUUUCGUCAUGUUGUUCUUGGAAGGAUAUCCGUUGUACUUCUUGGAACUUGCCGUCGGUCAAAGCAUGAGAAAAGGGGCAGUGGGCGUGUGGAGUCAUAUACACCCUCAGUUAGUUGGGGUUGGAUUUGCCAGCAUUGUGGUUUCUCUUCUUAUUGGUCUAUACUACAACAUGAUAUUGGCUUGGACAUUAUUUUAUUUAUUCAAUUCAUUUCGUUCGGAACUACCAUGGGCAAAAUGUCCGGAAAAUAACGGAACAAUUGUUCACGAAUGUGCUGUUAGUUCGUCCACAGCUUAUUUCUGGUAUCGAGAUACUUUGGAUAUUUCUGGCUCUAUUGAGGAAGGAGGAGUGGCAAAUUGGAAAAUGGUUGUCAGUCUUUUCGUAGCUUGGGUUUUAGUAUUCUUCGGAAUCAUCAAAGGAAUCAAAUCAUCUGGCAAAGUUAUGUAUUUUGCAACUAUCUUUCCGUACGUUAUAUUGAUCGCGUUCUUCGUUCGAGGAAUGACACUAGAGGGAGCUGCAGCAGGAGUUGUUCAUAUGUUCAAGCCUGACCUUACAAGACUUGUUGACCCGGUAGUAUGGAGAGAAGCAGCCACUCAGAUAUUCUUCAGUCUAGGACUUGGCUACGGAGCAAUCAUCGCUUAUUCAAGUUAUAACCCAUACAAUAAUAAUUGUAAAAAGGAUGCCUUGUUUGUGGCUUCAGCUAACAGUUUGACUUCGGUAUUUGCUUGCAUCACUGUCUUCUCUGUUCUCGGAUUUAAAGCAAAUCUGGCGACCAAGGAAUGUAUGGAAGUGAAUCGUCAAACAGUUCUCACUGCAUUCCCUGAAUCAUACUUCAUGAAGAAUUCAUCCUACGUUGAGUUUCUUCAACACAUGGAUGAAUUGAAUUCAUCUUAUCCAGAUAUUUUUCAAAAUUUAUCGAUAUCGAAUAAGAAUUGUAGCAUUGAAGAAGAAUUGAAAGAGAUCGGUCAAGGAACCGGACUCGCUUUUAUUGCAUUCGCAGAAACAAUUCUAAGUUUUCCUGGCGCCCCCGUGUGGGCCGUUUUAUUCUUUUUCAUGCUUCUAUGCAUCGGGAUGAGUUCAGAGUUCGGGAUAUUACAAGCUUUUAUCACAAUGGUUCUGGACUUUGGUUAUAAAGUUUCAAAAUUGAAGUUGACGUCUGCACUAUGCUUAAGCAUGUUUAUAAUCGGUUUGAUCUUCACGAUGAGAUCCGGGAGUUAUUUCCUUGACAUAUUCGAUGGAUACUCAGCUACGUUUGGACUUGUUUCUGUUGCACUCUUCGAAACAAUUGCAGUUGCUUGGGUCUUCAAACUGGAAAACUUUGAAAAUGACAUAGAAAGAAUGAUUCACUCAAAACCAGGAUUGUAUUGGAGAAUAUCGUGGAAAUAUACGUGCCCAUUUAUUAUGGUCGUUAUUCUAAUCGCAAGCUUCGUGGACAUGUUUCUCAAUCCACCGAGUUACUACGCUUGGAACAAAGACACCGGCACGAAAGACGAGUUAACUUAUCCACCUUGGGCUGUGUUUAUUAUCGUUUUAUUGAUACUAAGCUCGAUGCUCUGUAUCCCGUUAUUUGCGGCUCUCGUACGUUUCGGAAUUUUCGACCCGAAAUGGAUUGGUGUCAAUUCCUACGGAAGAAAUAAAAGAGCAGAACAAAAUGAUAAUGAUGAUAUCGGAGUUACGGAAUCUGCAACUCCAUUGAAUUUAAAUUCUACGAACAAAGUUUGAUUUUCGAUAUUUAUUAUCGACUAGGUGGCAUAUUUUUUGUGAACUGUCCAACACAUUUGAAAAUAUGUUUCA